This is a messenger RNA of Stylonychia lemnae, 834 nucleotides long. The record is from the annotation of a GenBank genome assembly. Lineage: Eukaryota; Ciliophora; Spirotrichea; Sporadotrichida; Oxytrichidae.
AUGAUUCACUAGGAAGAAAGAUUCGCAAAUAAUCAUCAAGGGAUGUUUAGUUUUAGAAGUGCAAUUAGACUACAUUUAAUUAUUCAGAUUUCUCAGAGGUCAAGUUUAAAGGAAUAACAGAAUUAAACUGUAUCUCAGGGUUAAUGCAAAGAUCAGAGUGCAAUAGAUAAUUACUUCGAAAAUGAAAAAUUUAACUUUGCUUUUGUGAAUACAUUCUUUGAUUUUACUGAUUUCAAAACUGAAGAGUCUGCCAUUAAAUACUUUAUAGAUGAUACUUUCUUCUUUGAACUUGAAGCAUCAAAGGCCAAGAAACAAAAUAUAUUUCUGCAACUUUAAGAGGCAACUAUGGAAGAUGAUUAUUUGUAAUUUGGAUAAAAGAAAUUAAAAUAGUUUCAUUAAGUAGUCAAUUAAAGAAGUUAUGAUGAUGGCUAUCAAGAUGAAAAAGGAUACAUAGUUGCAAUAUAUUUAAGAUUGGAUAGCAGCUAUAAUAUGUACAGAAGGAAGGUUUACUCAGUUUUGGAACUUCUAGGUGACUUGGGUGGUUUAUAUAGAUCUCUUUAUAUAAUUGGACUUUGGUUUGUAGGCUCUAUUGCUCAUCACUUAUUCUUAUCAGAUGUUAUGAAUAAAAUCUAUUAGGUAAGAAAACCUAUUGAAAAUGACGAAUCUUUGUAAAGAUAAAAUAAUACAAACAACACUGUGUCUAAACUUUAGAAUGAAACAACUAAUGAGAUAGAAAAUAGAUUUGCUUAAUUUUCUAAGUCUUAGAUCCAUGUAAGAAACCCUAGUAACUUAAAUGCCAUGUAAAAUAAAUAAACCAAUAACUUAACAAACUGA